AUGAAUGAAAAGAUAUAUGAAAAAGUAACUGAAGAGAUGAACAAAAAGGUAACCGAAGAGAUGAACGAAAAGAUAACCGAGGAGAUGAAUGAAAGGGUAACCGAAGAGAUAAACGAAAGGGUAACCGGAGAGAUAAACGAAAGG
Molecule: messenger RNA, 144 nt
Organism: Dentiscutata erythropus
Lineage: Eukaryota; Fungi; Glomeromycota; Glomeromycetes; Diversisporales; Gigasporaceae
Source: the annotation of a GenBank genome assembly